Molecule: messenger RNA, 1032 nt
Organism: Alnus glutinosa
Lineage: Eukaryota; Viridiplantae; Streptophyta; Magnoliopsida; Fagales; Betulaceae
Exons: 3
Coding region: 1-1032 (343 amino acids)
Source: RefSeq, a predicted model, not a curated record
AUGGACCAGGGACGCCAUCCUUAUGCAUAUCGGGCACCUCGCCCACCCGUGCCCCCCAUGACCACGCCCACUGAUUCGACGCCAGUAUAUACUGCGGCGUGGCCACCCCACCCAGACGGGGCUUAUAGACCAUUGUUGCCGGGUAUGGUGGCCGUGCCCACGUCAGAUCACGGGCAGACCAGCACAGCUGGAGUUGGCAGCUCUCCAUUGUCGGAGCUGCCGACAUUAUCUCAGAUAGGGUUCACCCAACCGGGUAACGCCUAUCGAUGGUGGGUGCAAGAGGGGGUGGGGUCACAGGGUUAUGCGCCGUACUUUCCGUAUACGUAUAGUCGACCUAUGACGUGUAACCCUGAUAGUGAGACGCAGGAUUGUAGAUUUCCACUGUCACAGACCGGGGAGAUGCAGAUGCCGGCUGUGGGGUUGGGACAGAUACCGGCACAGGCGGCGAUGCAGGGCCAGAUUUUGGGGCCGAGACAGAUGCCAGCAUCGGGGGCGAGUCAGGGCCCGGGGCAUGUAGAGAGGCAGAUGCCGUUACCUGGUGAGAGCCAGAUGCCGCUUUCCGGUGAGAGUCAGAUGCCGCUUUCCGGUGAGAGUCAGAUGCCAGAUGUGGGGGGGAGCCAGACUACCCAUGAGGAGGACGUUGCGAUGUUGGGUACCGAUCAGUUGGCCCCCGGUAGCCCCCAGGGUAUGGAUUCAGAUGAUGAUCAGCAUCCUCCACCAGCCGGAGAGGUUGGCGAGGAGGUUGCAGGCGACCCAGCGACGCAGCACAUAGGGACUGGGCAGAUUCGGUUGAUGGGGUACAACCCAGACGGGACCAUUUAUUAUGAGGUGAUUGACGACCCAGCGAGAAACUGGGUGCUCCCGAGGGGGAAGAAGUACCUAGAUUCCCGCUUCAAAGCUCGGCCAAAAGGCCUUCGCUGGUCACAAUUGCAAUAUAGCUCAUUUGCUAAGCUCAUUGCAGAAGGGUCUUGUCCCUCCUAUCCAUCUACGCCCAGUCUGGACACCCACAUCCCUGCUUCAAUGCUAGACUAA